Molecule: messenger RNA, 487 nt
Organism: Puma concolor (puma)
Lineage: Eukaryota; Metazoa; Chordata; Mammalia; Carnivora; Felidae
Source: RefSeq, a predicted model, not a curated record
AUGCAGCUGAGACUAGAUGAUACCACCCUGGAACGGAAUAAUGAGGAGGAGGGUCCAAGGACCAAGCUCGGAGACCCUCCAGCUGCGGGGCAGACGGCCCUCAUGCUGGCGGUCAGCCACGGGCGGGUGGAUGUGGUCAAAGCCCUGCUGGCCUGUGAAGCGGACGUCAAUGUCCAGGAUGAUGACGGUUCCACGGCCCUGAUGUGCGCCUGUGAGCACGGCCACAAGGAGAUCACGGGGCUCCUGCUGGCUGUGCCCAGCUGCGACAUCUCGCUCACUGACCGCGACGGGAGCACAGCUUUGAUGGUGGCCUUGGACGCGGGGCAGAGUGAAAUUGCAUCCAUGCUGUACUCCCGCAUGAACAUCAAGUGCUCGUUUGCCCCGAUGUCAGAUGACGAAAGUCCUGCGUCAUCCUCUGCCGAAGAGUAGCCGGGAGGGAGGCCCAGGGGGGGGGCCAGCCAGCCCCAGAGUGAACCGUCCCUCCUCC